Messenger RNA from Talaromyces marneffei, 921 nucleotides. RefSeq lists its product as uncharacterized. The record is from RefSeq and is a predicted model, not a curated record. The transcript has 4 exons. The coding region runs from base 1 to 921 and encodes 306 amino acids. NCBI's taxonomy places the organism in Eukaryota, Fungi, Ascomycota, Eurotiomycetes, Eurotiales, Trichocomaceae. Gene Ontology annotation, biological process: lipid catabolic process.
AUGAUCCUCUUUCGAUUUAUCACAGCAGUUGCGGCAUUAACUGCCACAGCCACUGCUGGGCUGCUGCGUCGUGAAGCUGAUGUCGUCUCGUCGACUGUGCUGGCUCGUCUGAGCCUGAUCGAACAAUACUCAGCUGCAGCAUACUGUACCAAAAAUGAUAUUGCUGCACCUGGUACUCCGAUUGCCUGCGCGCCUGGAAACUGCCCUACUGUGGAGCAAGACCUCGCCACCGUGUCGUUUUCAUUUCUGAACAAGGGAGAUGGGGGUGACACUGGCUUCAUUGCUGCGGACAUCGCCAACAGCUUCCUUGUUCUCGCCUUCCGUGGCGCUCGGAGCAUUGAGAAUGGUGUCACUAAGCUCGACACCAGGCUCGUGGGUACUUCCUUGUGCGGAGCGACAGUGGGCUGCCUGGUUCAUGAAGGAUUUCAGGAUUCUUGGGAUCCAGUGUCCGCUAGAAUCACCACAGAACUAACCAAUGCCCAAGUUGCUACCGGCUUCACUACUCUUAUUGUCACUGGGCAUGGUGUUGGGGGAGCUCUGGCUACACUGGCAGCGACACGAUUCCGGACCACACCAAUCCCAGGCAUUCCUGCUGCAAAUGUGCAAUUGUUUACCUACGGCAGCCCUCGUGUCGGAAAUACCGUGUUUGCAACUUUUGUCACCACUCAGGGGGCCGCUGCCAACAACUUCCGAGUCACUCACACCGACGACCCAAUUCCAAAGGUCCCUAGUCGUAGUCUCGGCUAUCUACAAUGGGGUCCUGAGUACUGGAUCAGAUCUCCCACGGGUCAGCCGGUGCAUGCAAAUGACAUUGACGUAAUUCCAGGUACUGAGACACCUCUUGGAAAUUCCGGAACGCCUCCAUCUUUUGAUAUUCCGGCCCAUCUAUGGUAUUUCAAUUCGGUGGCGGCAUGCGUGUGA